Messenger RNA from Otolemur garnettii (small-eared galago), 2112 nucleotides. RefSeq names its product zinc finger protein 134 (gene ZNF134). The transcript is spliced from 3 exons. Gene Ontology annotation, molecular function: DNA-binding transcription repressor activity, RNA polymerase II-specific. Lineage: Eukaryota; Metazoa; Chordata; Mammalia; Primates; Galagidae. The record is from RefSeq and is a predicted model, not a curated record. Bases 299 to 1573 code for a protein of 424 amino acids. Gene Ontology annotation, biological process: negative regulation of transcription by RNA polymerase II.
UGCUGUUAGGUGAAAGCGAGAAAGCCGCGGUGAUGCCAAUGGUGACGGAGGCGGAGAAGUACGGGAGGCGUCGUUGGCCCCACUGCAACGAGGCUCGGCGGUGGCGCCUCUCAUGAGGAUCCCCGCCUCUGUCUCCAUGACCGGGCGCUCGCGGGGCUGAGACUGGUCGUGGUUCCUGCCCUCACCGCCAGGUGCGGCCCAGACUGUGAUGGUGGCUAAGAUGAUGGACCCUGGGCAGAUCUCUUCGGUUUCUGAACUGUAACAGGGGAGAAAAACUCCGAUGCUCAACUAAGAGGGUAUGACUGUAGCCACAGCACGAGGGGCUUGGACCAGCCUUGGUUGUUGGCGUGGGGUGGAGAAUGAAGAGGCACCUUCUGAACAGAGCAUAUCUGAGGUGUCACAUGCUAAUACUUCUAAGGCAGGUUCAUCCACCCAGACACCUCACUUUUGUGACAUAUGUGGCCCCAACUUGAAAGAUACUUUGCACCUAGAUGAACACCAUGGAACACACCACGGACUGAAACCUCACACAUGUAGGGCAUGUGGGAGACAACUCUGGUUCAGUGCAAACAUGCAUCAGCAACAUUACAGUGUGGAGAAACCCUUAAGAAGGGAUGAUGGUGAGGCCUCAUUUGUGAAGAACUGCACAGUUUGUGAAGAACCUCACCUUUCAGAGAAGCCCUUUAUGUGUGAAAAGGCCCAAAAGAACUUCACGGCUAGUUUGGGUGAUCACCAGCAAAAGGCCUCUCAUUGCAAGAGGAAGACAUCUAGGAGCACUGAGAAUGGGGAGGAUUUUCACAUUGGACAAAUGCAUUACAAGUGCAGUGAGUGUGGAAAAGUGUUCAGCCGCAAAGACACACUUGUCCAACACCAGAGAAUCCAUAGUGGAGAAAAGCCUUAUGAGUGUAAUCAAUGUGGGAAAGCUUUCAGCCGCAAAGCCACACUUGUCCAACACCAGAGAAUCCAUACUGGAGAAAGACCUUAUGAAUGCAGUGAAUGUGGAAAAACCUUCAGUCGAAAAGAUAACCUUACUCAGCACAAGAGAGUUCACACUGGAGAAAUGCCUUAUAAGUGCAGUGAGUGUGGGAAAUACUUCAGCCAUCACUCCAACCUAAUUGUACACCAGAGAGUUCACAAUGGAGCAAGGCCUUAUAAGUGCAAUGAUUGUGGGAAAGUCUUUAGACACAAAUCCACACUUGUUCAGCAUGAGAGCAUUCACACUGGAGAAAAUCCUUAUGAUUGCAGUGAUUGUGGGAAAUCUUUUGGCCACAAAUACACGCUUAUUAAACACCAGAGAAUUCACACUGAAACAAAGCCUUUUGAGUGUACUGAGUGUGGGAAAUUCUUUAGUCGAAGUUCUGACUUUAUUGCACACCAGAGGGUUCACACUGGUGAAAGGCCUUUUGUGUGCAGCAAAUGUGGGAAAGACUUCAUAAGAACCUCCCACCUUGUUCGGCACCAAAGAGUUCACACUGGAGAAAGGCCGUAUGAGUGCAGUAAAUGUGGGAAAGCCUACAGCUUAAGCUCCCACCUCAAUCGACACCAGAAAGUUCACACUGCUGGCAGGCUUUAGGAAUGCUUUCAGUACAAGAUUCAUCAGUCAGAAGUUGAACCUCAGACAUCUGAACAUUGACAGGAGGGAAAUACCUUAUGAGUGCUAGGUACAUCAGAAGCUUCCAGAGAAUGUGUUGCACUUUCUGACCUGCUCAGGUUUCUUGCCAGAGUUAUGUCACUGUCAAUGUUUAUGGGUGAAACCGUCUUAACUCUUAGCAGUUUGGUCACCCUAAUAUCUUUAUAGAAGGCAGGACUUUGUACUCUCUCCAGUUCCUUAGAGAGAAUCAUUAGACAUUUGAGUUUACUGUGAGUCUUCAUGCCCACCUCUGUUUGGUGUAAUUGUGGACAUGACCCAUCUUGAGCCAAGAGGACUUGAGCUAUAUUGUGCUAGUAGCUUACAGAGGUUUACUUUCUUCAUGGACUUUACUGGCUGUAAUACUUGGGAUGGAUUUUUCCAGUCUCCAUGUUACCUGGCCUGAGAAAAUACUUGCCUCUUACUGCUUUGUUUGUGAUAAUAAAGGCCUUAUAGUUUAAGCUACUUUUAAUCUUGGGGGUUCU